AUGUCGACUUUGCAUUUGAAUGCUAAAGAUUAUUGGAAUAAAGAUAUGAAUCGAUGGAAUGUGAACGACUGGGAUAUCUACAUAAUCAAGCAAGACCCGAAAAUCACGAAAAUGCAAUGUCAUAAGUUGUUGAGCGCAGAACUUAAACGUAUGAAACUAAAAUUCACGAACGAUCAUCCUGUUUACCAGCGUGUUGAGAGAGUUCAAUAUAUGCUAAAGCGAAUCCAAAAAGAUAAAUUCAACAUCAGACUAUGGAAAAAUCUAAAAGAAAGGAAUGAAAAAGAAUGA
This is a messenger RNA of Ambispora leptoticha, 288 nucleotides long. The record is from the annotation of a GenBank genome assembly. Lineage: Eukaryota; Fungi; Glomeromycota; Glomeromycetes; Archaeosporales; Ambisporaceae.